AUUUUUUACUUUUUUUUAGUUAUCCUACUGAUUAAGGCAUUAAUUAAUGCUUGCAGCAGAAUGAAGCAAAAGUAUUAUGUGGUGUUUGUGGGAAGGAAUCCUGGGAUCUAUGCAACAUGGGAUGACUGUAAUGCUCAAGUUUACGGUUUAAGUGGAUGCAAACACAAGUCUUUCCCGACUUUCGAAGAUGCUACGAAUGCCUGGAAUCAGUAUCAGGCUUCUUUUCCCGAUCGGACGGCGCGACGAGCAACUGGAAGUGUCGCUGUUCGUGCAUCUCAUCGUCCCUCAACAAUGGACAGUGGCAACUGUGUAGCUGCUCUCACAGAUCGAACCCAAAUCGCCACUAGGAAUGCGCAGGAAGCUGCCAACACCGAGAGGGUGACCGUUGCUGAUGUUGGAGACGAUCAAUGCAUGACUCUGCUGUUUCGUUUGUUGCUUGGAUUGUUGAUUUUUUAUGCCGGUAUAAGGUUUUUCUUUCGGAUUUAGUUACAGUGAAUGGCUGAGGUGAAUUCUACAGCUAUAGUUUUUAGUUGUCUUUUUGUAAACAUCAUGAUUGGGUCCUCUGACUGUAUUAUGGACUGUAUUCUAGAUAAGUUCAACUCGGGUUGGAUAAACCGAUCAGAAAUUAACAGAUGAAGUUUUUGAACUAUUUUGGUAUUUUUUUUCUUUUUUUGAACUGGGUCCUCUAGAAGAAGCUGUCAUUUGUUUUGUUUUAAAGUCACAGGUAACUUUGUCAUAUUAUUUUGUCUCAUCAUCUCCCUCUGGGAUAUAGUACGACGCAAUGGUGGGCCACAUCAUGGUCGGUCAGCUAUUUCAAAACCAAUGGACGGUCUGGAUGAGCUCCGACCUCAUCGUGGGGUCUACGGUUGGGCAAUCAGACCAACCUUUUCCUAUAGUUAACUGUUUUCUCCCUUUUCGGACAGACAUUUCUCCCAGCAUGU
This is a messenger RNA of Magnolia sinica, 941 nucleotides long. RefSeq lists its product as uncharacterized. The record is from RefSeq and is a predicted model, not a curated record. Lineage: Eukaryota; Viridiplantae; Streptophyta; Magnoliopsida; Magnoliales; Magnoliaceae. The transcript has 2 exons. Bases 61 to 486 code for a protein of 141 amino acids.